GCAACUGCCCAACAGGCAGUUUGUGCACCCAACUGACACUUUGUAGAAACACAGAGAAUGCAUUAGACUAUUGUUUAGCUGAUUAUUGUAAGUUCAAGUGGAUUUUUCAGUAUUUGGGUUACGGUGGCAUUGCUGUGCUCAAGGUUGUCCUGCACACAAUGGGGGUCAAAGCAGCUCUUCCAAGGUACGAGCUCUACUUUUAUAAUGUAGUGCUGUGUAUGGCAAUGCUCUGGUCUGCCAGAUGGAUAUUUGAUGUAUCCAGCUCAAAUUCCAACAAAAAAACCUUCAAGACCAGUGUUCAGCCAGGAUGGUAUUACUCUGGCCGAAAAAUGGAUACGGCUGAUGUUGAGUGGAUGAUGUGGUUUUCGACGUUUCGAGAGCAUAUCAUCUUUGCACUCUCAGGUCAUGUGAUCUUUGCCAAGAUCUGCUCGUUGCUCGCUCCACAGUACAGAUCUCAGGUGUUCAUGGUGUACGGUAUGCUGGCGGUGUUCACCAGUAUGGGCUGGGCCUAUGUCACGCUCAUCCUGUCUCACUGUGUCCUGCUCUAUAGCAUCUCUCUGGUCAAGCUCAGGUGGCUCUGCUUCGUCGCUGGACUCACUACACUGGCGACUUUCAAAAUGGAGCCCUUCAUUUCCUGGCAGGCAGGGUUUGUGACUGGCAAUUUUGACCUCCGUCCUCUUUUGUUCUACGGCGGCUGUGGGUUCACCAUCAUGCGCUGUAUGAGUUUCGCUCUAGAGAACUGUGAGAAAAAAGAUGGAAACUACAGCAUCCUGGAGCUUCUCAAGUACAACUUCUACCUUCCCUUCUUUUACUUUGGACCCAUAAUGACCUUCGACAAGUUCUACGUUCAGCAGGCCAAUAACCCAAACCUGACAAGGAAGGAUGGAGAAAUGUGGAACAUUUCCCUUCAGGCCCUGCUACACCUUGGGGUUAUUAUGAUAGUAGCAGUCCUCCUACACUUCAUGUACAUUCUGACCAUACCGAGUGACAUGAAGCUGCUUAAACACAUCUCUGACUGGGCCCUUGUUGGAUUGGCUUAUUUAAAUCUGGUAUACGAUUGGGUGAAAGCAGCAGUGAUGUUUGGAGUGAUAAACACAGUAUCAAGACUGGAUUAUCUGGACCCUCCCAAACCACCCAAAUGCAUUACAAUGCUUUAUGUGUUCUCUGAGAUACACUUUGAUAGAGGAAUUAACGACUUUCUCUGCAAGUAUGUUUAUAACUAUCUCGGCGGGAAGCAUGACAAUGUUUUGGAUGAGCUGAUAGCCUCUCUGUGCACGUUUGGCAUCACGGCCCUCUGGCUGGGACCAGGCUGGGUGGUUUUCAUCUGGGCUUUCUUAAACUGCUUUGGCCUUAAUUUUGAACUGUGGACUACCAAGUUCUUCAUGAUGGAACCUUUUAUUUCUAUUGAGAUGGCGAUAUCAGAAUCUAUGUCACGCAGGAUCAGGGCUGUGUUUAAUACCUUCAACUUCUGGACAAUUGUCCUUUACAAUGUCCUGGCACUGAACAAUCUUGAAUUUGCCAAACUGGUUGCAAAAAGAAUGUUGCUGAAAGGCUUCCCCUUCACCACCAUCACUGUGAUGUUCGUUACAUACUGCUUGAUUCAGCUGAUUAAGGAAAGGGAAAGAAGACAGGCUCUGAUUGAUGAUCCAGAUCCAAUGCCUCCUCCAGCGCCCGCUCCUGCACCCACAGCUGCACCCACUUCCACAGAUCCCAGCAUCACCCAGACAGACGGCGCUGCUGCCCAGCUUGUGGACCCAAACAAGCAAAAGGCAGAGUAGAGAUUACACAUAAUGCUUACAUUUUGAUGAAACCUAAAUGGUUUACUUACACAUUUUGUGUCUUCUUAUGAAUUCUGCAGACGAUGAUGAUCUAGAAAUAUGGAGAAAAAUGUAAGACAGUACUGUAAAAAAAAAAAAAAGAGUCUGCAUUCAUAACAGCUAUUUACAUUUUACAGAUUUUUUCAAUUCAAUAUUACUUUCAAUACAAUUUUACUCUCAUUGGCUGCUUUUUAAAUUAGUGACAGUAUGUGUUAUAGAGUGUUAGUAUGUGAUUUGUAGUUAAGAACCUAGAGGAUGGAUUUUAAUACUACAAAUUUUAUAACAGUUUUAAUUAAAUAUUCAGUGUUCAUAUCACAAGUGAUUACUAUACAUUAUAUAUUACUAAUAUGUACUUAUAAAUAAUGAACUAACAAUCACAAAGACUGUUUUAUGAAUUUGUGAUAUGCAUUAAAGUCUUCAUUAGUGACUAUAU
Labeo rohita (rohu) is the source of this 2250-nucleotide messenger RNA. It is a transcript of the gene hhatlb, whose product is annotated as hedgehog acyltransferase like, b. The record is from RefSeq and is a predicted model, not a curated record. Bases 159 to 1778 code for a protein of 539 amino acids. Gene Ontology annotation, molecular function: acyltransferase activity. NCBI's taxonomy places the organism in Eukaryota, Metazoa, Chordata, Actinopteri, Cypriniformes, Cyprinidae. Gene Ontology annotation, biological process: negative regulation of N-terminal protein palmitoylation. Gene Ontology annotation, cellular component: endoplasmic reticulum. The transcript is spliced from 12 exons.